This is a messenger RNA of Strongylus vulgaris, 627 nucleotides long. Lineage: Eukaryota; Metazoa; Nematoda; Chromadorea; Rhabditida; Strongylidae. The record is from the annotation of a GenBank genome assembly.
AUGAUCGCUUUGAUGUAUGUAGCUCCACUUACUACAGUUCCUGUGGAUCCUACAUUAAGCGGCGAGCCGGACAUAGAAGAAAUCAAUCAAAAAUCGGGCAUUGCUGAUUAUCUGUUUCAAAGCGAUAUCAAUCUGACUGAAGAGCAAUUAGACUGGCUUGAAAAGGAAGCAGCAUUGGCAGGAACAACUCGUCCUAAACGUCAAGUGGCCAGUAAUGCGGCUCUCUGGCCCAACAAACGUGUAUACUACCACUAUGCUGCUAGUAUAGGUAAAAAGUUGUUUCAUCUCUAUUACCCCUAUAAACUUCAUCAUUAUUACAGUUUUUCAGAUGCUCGAAUGAAAACAAUUAAUGCAACUGCCCCAAAUCGUGUACGGGUUUUUAAAGGUACUGGAUGUUGGUCAAACAUUGGAAUGAUAGGAGGGGUACAGGACCUAUCUUUGGGAAAUGGCUGUGAUGUGGUUGGCAUUGUUGCUCAUGAGUUUUCCCAUACCCUCGGAACAUUUCAUACACAAAUGCGAAGUGAUCGCGACGAUUAUGUUGCGAUUGAUUUGAGGAAUGUACCGGUAAGUUUUGCUUAUAAGCGGUUUUUCGAAACAUGUGUCCACUGUUUGUCUGUUAAAAUGUAG